Molecule: messenger RNA, 700 nt
Organism: Spodoptera frugiperda (fall armyworm)
Lineage: Eukaryota; Metazoa; Arthropoda; Insecta; Lepidoptera; Noctuidae
Exons: 2
Coding region: 75-416 (113 amino acids)
Source: RefSeq, a predicted model, not a curated record
UUCGUUCAUCGACAGUCGACGGGAACAGUCGUUUCGACGAAUAAAUAAAAUAGUGCAAUUCUGUUGUUUCCAAAAUGAAGGUUGUCGCUCUUGCUUUUCUAUUGGCUGUUGUAGUCAUUGUGGAUUGCACCCAUACGUUUAUGGGUACGAAUGUCCUGAGGCCAUUGAUCUACCACCACAGUGCUGAAUACGGCUCCAAAGUCUUCAGGAAGAGGGUUGAAAAUCUUUACUAUUCCUUGCCGCCUGUUCCUGCUAACGCCGGACGUUCUAUUCAGGGUAUCCUCGCCUUCGACAUGACACACACUGGUGCCACAGCCAACGUGACGCAGGGAGGACUCGGCUUCAACUUCGUGAACCUCCGUAUGAAGAGUGACCGUGGAGAGAAGAUCCACUUCGAUGUCUACAUAUACGCUUAAUUCUUUAAAAAAACUAUACAAGCGACACCUCUAAGGGCCUAGUUCGAGAUUUUCUUACGUUAACGCAAUGGACACGUUUAUGACGUUCGCCACUCUGAUUGGCUUGUUCUAAUUGAUCAACCAAUCAGCGGCUAAACGAGGUAACAUUUCGAUCGCGUUAAUGUAAAAAAUAUCUCGCAUUAUGCCCUAUGGUGCUGCAAACCUCCAAGCUAAGGCAUUCCUUUCCCAGGCUUGGUAGCCACACUCAAAAAAGAGCAAAAUAAAAUCGUUGCCAUAUUAAUUUA